CUCUCCGUAGUCAGUAUAAAGCAGACUGUUACUUGGUGGUCUUAUCAAUACUUCUAAAGAGCACUAUGAAGUUUCUCGUGAUACUGCUCUCCUACAUCGCCCUUGCAUGGGCUCAAGAUGAGGCCGAGUGUAAGUGCGGCGCCUUUGUUGCCGAGAGUACUGAUGUGCGUGAGGUGGUCAACCUUCCCGACGUCGAGGUGAAAAACUGUCAUGAUGACGAGGACUGUGUUAGCGGAUGCCAUGCACAGUGGGAUGAAUUAACUAACAACGGAGACUUGGAUACCAUACUCGACAACGGUGUGUCGGCGGGCCAGACUUUAUGCAAUGCCUUGGCUGAAGACGGUGACUUGGACUUUGGCCCAAAGGAAGUAUACGCGUACUCCAGUCUGUGUGGAGGCCCCUGGUUGACUGAUGGCCCUGCCUCCAGGCAUCCACUUCUUUGUAAAGACGGUAGAUACGUACCUGCUAAUUAAGUACCAAUAUCUCUGGCAGUCCCCGAGACCUUUCACAAGUGACAACACCUGAACAACUCAUCAAGAUGUUUCCUUAAUCAUCUUCAUCUUGACCAUAAACAUCAAUGAAAGAUUACAUCCAGAAUCGCUUUUUUUUCAACAACGUCGUCACAGAUUCAUACACCUUUAAACUACUCAAAAUCACAACAUACAAAUAUUUGAUUCACUUACGAAGCAAAAAAGAUUCAAGUCUUUUAUUGACAAAAGGUAAAUCAGCGUAUGUUGACUCAGUUGCGCUAUCUUUGGUCGUCGAAUCGGCUUACUGAUUACCAUUGAUUGUACAACUGUAUUGUGUAUAAACAGCUUAUUGUAUUAAC
Messenger RNA from Homarus americanus (American lobster), 829 nucleotides. RefSeq lists its product as uncharacterized. The record is from RefSeq and is a predicted model, not a curated record. The coding region runs from base 66 to 473 and encodes 135 amino acids. Lineage: Eukaryota; Metazoa; Arthropoda; Malacostraca; Decapoda; Nephropidae. The transcript has 4 exons.